CAGCUUGGGACCUGGUGGCUGUGGGCUCCUGGGGAGCCACUGGGGAGGGAGGUGGCAGCCACGUCACCUCUGAGAGGACACCUGCGGACAUAAAUAGGCAGUCAGCGAAGGCAGAGCAGCAGAGCCCACGGAGAGCACUGCUCGCUGUGCCACCUGCACCAGGAUGCCCGACACCGUGCUGCCCGUGUGCUUCCUUGGCCUGCUGGCCCUCACCUCCGCGUGCUACUUCCAGAACUGCCCAAGGGGCGGCAAGAGGGCCAUGUCUGACCUGGAGCUGAGACAGUGCCUCCCCUGCGGCCCCGGGGGCAAAGGGCGCUGCUUCGGGCCCAGCAUCUGCUGCGCCGACGAGCUGGGCUGCUUCGUGGGCACGGCCGAGGCGCUGCGCUGCCAGGAGGAGACCUACCUGCCGUCGCCCUGCCAGUCGGGCCAGAGGCCGUGCGGGAGCGGGGGCCGCUGCGCCGCGGCCGGCAUCUGCUGCGACGACGAGAGCUGCGGGACCGCGUCCGAGUGCCGGGAGGGCGCGGGCUUUCGGCGUCGCGUCCGCGCCAGCGACCUGAGCAACGCGACGCAGCUGGACGGGCCGAGCGAGGCCUUGCUUCUGCGGCUGGUGCAGCUGGCGGGGGCGCCCGAGCCCGCCGAGCCCGCCAAAUCCCGCGUCUACUGAGCCGCCGGGGGCCGCCCCCGCCCCGGGCGCUGACGCCCGCCCUGCCCUGGCAGCAAGAACAAUAAAGCCUU
This is a messenger RNA of Choloepus didactylus (southern two-toed sloth), 735 nucleotides long. RefSeq names its product vasopressin-neurophysin 2-copeptin. The transcript is spliced from 3 exons. NCBI's taxonomy places the organism in Eukaryota, Metazoa, Chordata, Mammalia, Pilosa, Megalonychidae. The record is from RefSeq and is a predicted model, not a curated record. Gene Ontology annotation, cellular component: extracellular region; secretory granule. The coding region runs from base 164 to 664 and encodes 166 amino acids. Gene Ontology annotation, molecular function: neurohypophyseal hormone activity.